Molecule: messenger RNA, 1671 nt
Organism: Nerophis lumbriciformis (worm pipefish)
Lineage: Eukaryota; Metazoa; Chordata; Actinopteri; Syngnathiformes; Syngnathidae
Source: RefSeq, a predicted model, not a curated record
AUGGAGCAUGGAGAGGAUUUUUCCACUCCAUCAGAGGCAUCUUCCGAUGCCUCUUCCGCUGCCUCUGAUCAGGAUUUUAUCCCUGACUUUGGGUCCAAUGAGCCGGAAGAUGAGUUGGAGGAGCACAAAAGUCCGGAUGAUGACGACGAUAAGGAGGAGGGCGAGCAGAAGAAUUGGAGAUCAAAAAAUGGCAAAAUAAUGUGGUCAGCUACUCACGAUGUUGCCGGACAUUACAUCCCCCCGGCCAUUCCAUUGCCGGGUCCAACAUGCUACGCCACAGCCAGGAUCAGUAGCCCCGAGUCGGCUUUCAAUUUGUUUUUUACUGAGGACAUAAUCAAUCAUAUCGUUAAGAUGACAAAUUUACAAGGAAACCGUACGAUGACUGGGUGGAUGGCGAUGACCACGCAAGAGAUGAGGACCUAUUUAGGGCUUUUGAUCCUGUCUGGAGUAUAUAAAUCAAGACAUGAGACAACAAGCAGCAUGUGGAACAAGAAAACAGGUCGCACAUUUUUUGCAGAGGCAAUGGGGCAUACCAGAUUUGUGCGUAUAAAUAGGCUGUUGCGAUUUGAAGACAAGCUACGGAGGCCACAGCGACAUCAUGAAACGAAGAUGUCGCCUAUUCUGGAACUGUGGAGGAUGUGGAACAGUCUUCUGCCCCGCUUGUUCAAUCUUGGCAGGGAGGUCUGCAUUGAUGAGCAGCUCAUUUCAUUCAGGGGCCGCUGCUCCUUCCGGCAGUACAUCCCCUCAAAGCCGGCCAAAUAUGGCCUUAAAAUCUGGGCAUUAUGCGAUGUCAACACCGCAUAUGCCUGGAAACUUGAUGUCUACACAGGCAAGCCACCUGGGGGACAGCGGGAGAAAAACCUGGCCAUGCAGGUAGUGUUAGGGCUGUGUGAUUCUCUUGAGGGUCACACCCUCACAACUGAUAAUUUUUUUACAUCAUUCACUCUGGCCGAUGAACUAAAAAAAAAAAAAAUGUCCUUGGUUGGAACACUAAGGAAAAACAAGGCCGAAAUUCCUCUGCAGCUCCUCCAGCUUCAAGACAGAGCACUCCUCUCGAGCCUCUUUGCUUUCACCAAAGACAAGUGUUUGGUCUCUUACUACCCCAAAAAAGGCAAGAACGUGCUUGUGCUUAGCACAAAGCACAGGAAACCGCAAGGUGAGAACAGCAGCAAGAAAAAACCUCAAAUUAUUCUUGACUACAACAGGUGCAAAGGAGCUGUAGACCGCCUAGACCAGGUGUGUGGCACCUACUCUGUCCGCCGGCGGGCACAGAGAUGGCCAAUGUGCCUGUUUUAUCACAUGGUGGACGUGUCGUGCUAUAAUGCUUUCGUGCUCUUCACUGAAAUCAACCCGGAUUGGAAUGCAGGAAAGCGGUACAAGCGGAGACUUUUCCUUGAAGAACUUGGUAUGGCACUUAUUGAGCCAGAAAUGUUGCGCAGAAGGCAACUAAAAACCCAAGGCUUCCAGGCUGCAGAGGCCACACCUAAACGAUGUGUCCGAAAUCCAAGCGAGAACGCAAACACAGCGCAGCAGCGCCAGUUUGAGAACUUGAAUCCUCACACUGGCGUCCUCAUCAUCUGGGCAACCUGCAGGUGCAGGUACAGGCACACAGAACGGACGGGCCGCACGGUCGGAGCGCAGGCGGAUGGAUGCCAGGCGGCGGACGACUGA